Molecule: messenger RNA, 4317 nt
Organism: Ziziphus jujuba (common jujube)
Lineage: Eukaryota; Viridiplantae; Streptophyta; Magnoliopsida; Rosales; Rhamnaceae
Exons: 2
Coding region: 1134-3977 (947 amino acids)
Source: RefSeq, a predicted model, not a curated record
CACUCAAAAUCAUAUCUGGCAUAUCAAUUUGACAACUUAAAAGACCAAAAGAGGUGAGCUCGGGGUGUGCUCCUUGCAUAAACUUUUUUCUCUGACACAGAGAGAGAGAGAGAGAGAGAGAGAGGGGUUAAAUUGGGAAAUCCAGUGGACUUAAAAGAGGGAGGUGGUGUAAUAAUGGUGGGGGGAAGUGAGAGAAACCAACAGCAUUCAAUGCGGACAUGUUUGUAUUGACUGCCAUAGUAAAUGAGGAAUAGAUGGGUUUGCAAAAGGAUUUGCUUUUAUUAUGCCCAACUCAAUACCAUUACUACUAAACUUGAACACAGAAUUAGAAAGAGGAAAGUGUGGUUGGUGUAGGAGCUCUGGUAGUGGGGCGAGGAGUUGUUGGAGCUGUUUUUGCUGCGCUCUUCUUCCUCUUCUCAGCUCUCUCUGAUUUUUGUAUUUAUACCUCCUUUCCAUAUUCUUUUAUUGCUUUGUUUCAGUUUUUCGAUUCUUUGAGCAUUUUUUUUUUUCUUCUUGGGUUUCUUAGAAUAUAAAAAAAAAUUCCAAAUGGGUUUGCGGGAUUUUGUGAGACCUGUACAAGGUAUUGGUUUUGAAUCUUUGAGGGAAUGUUGAAUUUGUUAGACCAACUUCCGCGUUUUCUGUUUUUUUUUUUUUUUUCUUGGGUUUUAUUUGAAUGCAUCUUUGGUGGGGUUGGAAAUAUGGAAUUUAUAUUUGGUUCAUAGAUUUCUAGACGGGUUGCUGUUGAAUUUGAAUUGAGGCCAACACACCCUUAAUUAUGGACCCUUGGAGGAUGCUAAAGUUGGGUUUUCUCUGAUCGCAUUAAAGGUAAUAAAGUAAAGGCAUAUCAGCAAGGCAGCUAAAGUUAUGCAAUGUGACUAAAUCUCCAAGGCUCAAGAUUUUGAUUUUGAAAAGCAAGCGUUUGAUUUCUGUGAAACUAGGACACCCCCUUUUGCUUUCCGUUUUGGUUUUCAAACUCAUUCUACUUUGGUCUGGAUUUAGGUUCAGGUUCUUAGUUUUGAGCCUGUACUUGCCUUUUGCUUUCCGGGUUUCAGUCAGACUGGUUUUUUGUUGAGAGAGACAGAGGGGGAAAAAAAAAAAAAAAAAGAAGGAAAAAAAAAAAAGCAUAAGCAUUCAUGCAUCUUUCGCUAUGGAAGCCUAUAACCCACUGUGCUGCUCUAAUAAUGGAGAAGAAGACCAGAAGGAGAAACGGUUCUGGUUUGACCGGGGACGCCAAGCGAAAGCCAUCAAUACUUCGACAGCUGCAAGAGAACAAGCUUAGGGAGGCUCUUGAAGAGGCAUCCGAAGAUGGGUCACUUGUAAAAUCUCAAGACAUCGAUUCCGAGACAUCAAUUCAGGAGAACAGCUUCGGGCGCUCGAGGUCUCUUGCUAGGCUUCAUGCUCAGAAGGAAUUUUUGCGAGCCACUGCACUCGCAGCUGACCGAACCUUUUCUUCGGAGGACUCAAUUCCUGAUAUCCAUGAUGCAUUCUCUAAGUUCCUCUCAAUGUACCCCAAGUUUCAGUCAACAGAAAAGGUUGAUCAUUUGAGAUCAGAUGAGUAUGCUCACCUCGCUGAAUCCCUUUCAAAGGUAUGUCUUGAUUACUGCGGCUUUGGGUUAUUUUCUUUUCUGCAAACUCAGCAGUACUGGGAGUCAUCGGCAUUUACUUUGUCGGAGAUAACUGCAAAUUUGAGUAACCAUGCUCUUUAUGGAGGUGCUGAGAAAGGUACUGCUGAACAUGAUAUUAAGAGUAGGAUUAUGGAUUAUUUGAACAUCCCUGAGAAUGAGUAUGGCCUUGUUUUCACUGUAAGUAGGGGAUCUGCAUUUAAAUUGCUUGCUGAAUCUUACCCUUUUCAAACAAAUAGGAAGUUGUUGACUAUGUUUGAUCAUGAGAGCCAGUCAGUUAAUUGGAUGGCUCAGAGUGCUAAAGAGAAAGGUGCCAAGGUUUAUAGUGCAUGGUUUAAGUGGCCAACCCUGAAACUCUGCUCUAGGGAGUUGAGAAAGCAGAUUACAAACAAGAAAAGGAGGAAGAAGGAUGCUGCAACUGGGCUUUUUGUAUUUCCUGUCCAGUCUAGAGUUACUGGGGCUAAGUAUUCAUAUCAGUGGAUGGCACUUGCUCAGCAAAACAAUUGGCAUGUGUUGUUAGAUGCUGGUUCAUUGGGUCCUAAGGACAUGGAUUCCCUGGGGCUAUCUCUCUUUCGUCCGGAUUUCAUUAUUACAUCGUUUUACAGGGUAUUUGGCUCUGACCCAACAGGAUUUGGUUGCCUUUUGAUAAAGAAGUCUGUUAUGGGAAGUCUGCAAAGCCAAGGUGCACGUACAGGGUCUGGAAUGGUGAAGAUUCUUCCUGUAUUCCCCCAGUACCUUAGUGAUUCUGUGGAUGGCUUUGAUGUUUUUGCUGGAAAAGAAAAGGAUACAGUCGAUAGCGAUGAAGAAUUGUUGCCCGAAACACAAGGAGGAUCUCAGAUGCCUGCCUUUUCAGGUGUAUUCACUUCCAACCAGGUUAGGGAUGUUUUUGAGACAGAGAUGGAUCAGGAUAAUAGCUCAGACAGGGAUGGGGCAAGUACCAUAUUUGAGGAAGCAGAGAGCAUUUCAGUUGGAGAGGUUAUGAAGAGUCCAAUAUUCAGUGAGGACGAGUCAUCAGAUAAUUCAUACUGGAUUGAUUUGGGCCAGAGUCCUUAUGGUUCUGAUAAUUCUGGCCAACUGAUGAAACACAAAACAGGCUCACCCUUGCCGCCAUCAUGGUUUUCUAGCAGGAGAACUAAUAAGCAUUUGUCUCCAAAGACAACAUCAAAAGUGUCAAAAAGUCCAUUGUAUGAUGACAGGAGGGUAAACCUCAGACCGCAUGAAGAUCCUGUAUUGUCUUUUGAUGCAGCUGUAUUGUCAGUGACGCAAGAUGUGGACCAUGUUAAGGGGAUUCCUGAAGAAGAGCAGUUUGCGGAAACUGACGCUGCUUCUGGAAAUGGUAGAAGAUAUGCAGAUGACUUUCAUGUUGGGGAGAUUCAAGAAGAACUGGAAAUCAGAAAACAAAAUUUGCAGAGGGAUUCCAGUUUAAGUUGUGGUGCCGAUGUAUUCAGGCCCAAGAACCAGAUUUCUGGCCUCCAGCAAAGUAACUUUGAAAAGUCUUCAACCUCUGAAAUUUGCCAGGAAUCAAAAGAUAGUGCCAUAAGGAGAGAGACGGAGGGUGAUUUUAGACUGCUGGGAAGGAGGGAAAAAAAUAUCUUUUCUGGUGGUAGAUUUUUUGGUUUGGAAGAGGGUGACCGAGUGGUGAGCAUGGGUCGUAGAGUUUCUUUUAGCAUGGAAGACAGCUGCAGAGGUAGUCAUCUUUUGGAGCCUGGGGAAACAUCUAUUACUAGCCUUGGUGAUGGUGAUUCUAUGAGUGGAGCUGAAUAUGGUGAUGAGGAGUGGGGAAGGAGGGAGCCCGAGAUAAUCUGUCAGCAUCUUGAUCACAUUAAUAUGUUAGGCCUGAACAAAACUACCCUUAGAUUGCGGUAUCUUAUCAAUUGGCUUGUUACCUCCUUGCUUCAACUUCGGUUACCUGGUUCAGAUGGUGUGGGAGUGCCUCUUGUUCAAAUAUAUGGCCCUAAGAUCAAAUAUGAACGGGGUGCAGCCGUAGCUUUCAACGUUAGAGGGUGCAGUGGAAGAGGCUUAAUUCAUCCAGAAGCCGUACAGAGGUUGGCUGAGAAAAAUGGUAUAUCUCUUGGCGUUGGUAUCCUUAGUCAUGUAAGGAUGGUAGACAGCCCAAAGCAACAUCAUGGGACAUUUGACCUUGAAGACAUGUCUCUGUGCAGACCAAUGGCCAAUGGCCGCCAAGAUGCCAAAGAUGUGUUUUUCCGGGUAGAAGUUGUUACCGUAUCACUUGGAUUUCUGACCAACUUUGAAGAUGUUUAUAAGAUGUGGGCUUUUGUUGCCAAGUUUCUUAAUCCAUCUUUUGUUGAAGAAAGGGAUGAGUUAUCUACAGUCCCAGAAGAUUCAGAAACGUAAGACGGGCAACUUGUAGGGAUGUUUUGUUUUCAAUUUUGAAGAAAAUGGACUGGCCAUUGCCUUCUGCUUCCUUUUGUAGUGGACAUAUUCAAGCUAAAACAUCCGAGUGAAAGAGAGGAUGCUUUGUGAGGUCUGUUUCUUUUGCUUCCCCUCGGGAGGUUUUCCUUGUGAGCAGAUGAAUUUGUUUAUUCUUCUUCUUCUUUUUAUUUUUUUCUUUGAAAAUUUUCUAUUUUGUAUUACUUGUACCCAAGCUUCAUGUAGAGUUUGCUCAAAACCAUAAUGUCAGUUCAGGGAUGUUACAUGAAACUUGAAUUAGAAAGGGAAUCCUUUACUGACAAUA